GCAUCGCUGAGGGGUCAGCGGCAAAACCACGCUAAAACCUAGCAAAUCCGCCCCAAAUCGGCGACCGCACGCACGCCGUCGCAGCCAUGGCGACCUCCUUCGCGUUCGGCAAUUCCGGCGGUGCGGGAUCCACCUCGUCCUCCCCCUUCUCCUUCUCCACCGCCCCAUCCGCCUUCGGCUCGUCCCCCGCCCCGGCGUUCGGCUCGUCCCCCGCCCCGGCGUUCGGCUCGUCCCCCGCCCCGGCAUUCGGCUCGUCCCCCUUCUCCGCGACCACCGCUUCCUCCGCUCCGGCUUUUGGUUCAUCCCUCUUUGGAUCCGCCCCCGCCUCCGCGUCCGCUCCGGCCACCGCCACCGCUUCCUCCCCGUCCCCUUUCGGCUUCGGGGCCACCACUGGUUUCGGGUUCUCUCAGCCCGCGGCCACCUCGCCCGCCUCACCCCUCUUCGGCGCACCCGCCACCUCCGCCGCGGCAACCACGCCUAGCAUAUUUGGGGCCGCCACGACCACCCCCAGCCCCUUCGGCGCACCGGCCACCUCGUCUGCGGCCACCACCCCAAGCCUCUUCGGCGCCGUCUCCCCCCCCGCGGCCACACCAGGUCUCUUCGGUGCGACCACCGCCGCCGCCAGCACCCCCAGUAUAUUCGGCGCCGUCUCUUCCCCUGCGUCCACCCCUGGCCUUUUCUCUGGCGCCGCCACGGGAUUCGGCUUUGGCUCAUCGGCAUCAGGCUCCACCACCGCCUCCACACCGUCAUUCGGCUUCGGCGCGCCCGCCGCAUCUAGUACCGCUACUACCUCGGCUACUGGUUCGUCCUUGUUUGGAUCCACCUCCACCGCUCCGUUGUUCGGCACCGCGGCCUCGUCUCCUGCAACCACUGCCACGACCGCGCCAUCCCUUGGUUUUUCAUUAGCGCCAGCAACUACUGCCUCUGCUCCGUCGUUUGGUUUCACGCCGGCAUCAGGAAGCACGACGACGGCCAGCACCACCCCUUCCUUGUUCUCGAGUGCUCCCUCAGCAUCUGCCUUCUCGUUCUCCAACAGUGCGUCCGCUGCCCCCACCACGCCCGCCUCUGCGCCCGCCAGUGGUUUCUCCUUGGCAACUUCGCAGGCUGCAUCUGCUCCGUCAUUGUUCUCUAAUACUGCUGCAGCUGCAAGCUCCUCAGCGAGCUCUCUUAGCUCCCCGUUUGGUGCAUCUUUUGCUACCCCCACGCCAACAUUUGCUUCUGCUUCCUCAGCAAGUGCAUCCGCUGUGCCAUCAGCUACGGCUGCCCCUGCAACAUCGGGGUCAUCAUUGUUCUCCGGUAGCGGUUUCAGCUUUACAGUACCGCCGGCUUCAUCAGCCGCAGCAGUUACAACCACUGCCACCACUAUCACUACUUCUGCAGCCACAACUCCUUCUACCACAACGACUGCAUUUCCUAGUUUUAGCUUGCAAGCGGCCACACCAGCUUCUGCCUCAACUUCGGCAACUCAGUCCACACUGCUUGGUGGUUCUACUACAGGUGCGAGCACACUAGCCACCAUCACCACCACAAGUCAGGCGACUUCCUCAGCUGUUCAAGCCAGUAGCACUGGAGCUAGUACGAGUGCUAUCACUCCAGCAGCAUCUCAAGCAGCUAAGCUUCCGUCAGAAAUUGUUGGUAAAUGUGUCGAGGAGAUUAUUAGAGACUGGAACAAUGGGCUUCAAGACCGCACUGCAAAGUUCCGGAAGCAUGCCACUGCCAUAUCUGAAUGGGACAGGAGAAUUCUGCAAAACAGGAAUGUUCUUAUAAGGCUUGAAGCUGACGUGGCCAAAGUCGUUGAAACACAAACAAGCUUGGAGAGGCAACUUGAGUUGAUAGAAACUCAUCAGAAAGAGGUGGACAAGGCUCUGCAGAGCAUGGAGGAGGAAGCCGAACGUAUAUUCCAGGAUGAACGGGUCUUACUUCGUGAAGAUGAGGCUGCCUCGGCAAGGGAUAUAAUGUACGAGCAAGGUGAAGUUGUGGAGAAUGAGUUGCAGCGUAUGACAGAACAAGUAAAAUCCAUCAUUCAGACCAUGAAUUCUACUCAGGGUGGUGAGCUUGAGGCUACAGAUACCAUGGCACCAUUUGAUGUUGCUGUCAGGAUACUGGAUAAUCAGCUGCGCUCCCUAAUGUGGAUUGACGAGAAGGCAAACGAGUUCUCGAACAGAAUACAGAGACUGCCCAACAAUAGUACUGCGGCUGAGCGCGACUCAGGAAUCCCAAGGUUUUGGUUAAGCUGAUUCAGUCUUGGAUGGAGAUUUGGUGGUCUACUCGUGGGUAUUAAAACGUGCUAUAUACAGUAUGUUGGUACUUCUGCUGUUUCAAAGUAGAAGUUUCACCGCUUUCCCCUUCAUUCUAGUACUGCUGUGACAUGUGUCUGUUAACAUGAUUUACCGUGUUGACGCUGUUCAUUGGAAUUCAAACUGCUUGUUAGACGAACUACUCUGCUUCAUUAUAACAGAUUAAAAAAAAAUGCUCUAUCGUUAA
Molecule: messenger RNA, 2484 nt
Organism: Hordeum vulgare subsp. vulgare (domesticated barley)
Lineage: Eukaryota; Viridiplantae; Streptophyta; Magnoliopsida; Poales; Poaceae
Product: nuclear pore complex protein NUP62
Exons: 9
Coding region: 87-2237 (716 amino acids)
Biological process (GO): protein import into nucleus; RNA export from nucleus
Cellular component (GO): nuclear pore central transport channel; nuclear pore
Molecular function (GO): structural constituent of nuclear pore; phospholipid binding
Source: RefSeq, a predicted model, not a curated record